Messenger RNA from Nannospalax galili (Upper Galilee mountains blind mole rat), 2779 nucleotides. RefSeq names its product eukaryotic elongation factor 2 kinase (gene Eef2k). The coding region runs from base 359 to 2536 and encodes 725 amino acids. Gene Ontology annotation, biological process: protein phosphorylation. Gene Ontology annotation, molecular function: calmodulin binding; ATP binding; calcium ion binding. The record is from RefSeq and is a predicted model, not a curated record. The transcript has 18 exons. Lineage: Eukaryota; Metazoa; Chordata; Mammalia; Rodentia; Spalacidae.
CGCUGCGCAGUCCCGCCCCUGCCCGCGGCUCCUGUUUCGGCUUCAGCUCGGCUCCGGCGGGAUCGAGGUCCGCACGCCUUUCACUACUGGCCCGGCUCUCCGGUCCCCUGCGCUUCCGACCCGGGCACUCGCCCCUCCGCGCGCAGGGAUCACCCGCCCGCCCCGCAUCCUUGGGGGACCGCCGGUCCUGCACCCUGGAGCGCCAGGCCGCGAGCCUCUACCAGCUCCUCGGGAUCCUUGCGGCCGUGGGCAGCGGCUGCGGCGCCUGUCCCCCUGCGGGAGGACCAUCGCUGCUGCACGUGCACAGUAACUCUGGCUGCACCUCGGAGCCCUCGGGUAACACGGCUCCCCCUGAAACAUGGCAGACGAAGACCUCAUCUUCCGCCUGGAAGGUGUUGAUGGUGGCGGGUCCUCCCAGACUGACCACGAUGGGGAUCCUGGUACAGACAGUGACGAUGACGAGGGCUACUUCAUCUGCCCUAUCACUGAUGAUCCCAGGUCCAACCAGAAUGUAAACUCCAAGGUCCAGAACUACUAUAGCAACCUAAUGAAAAAAGAGCAGUGUGUCUUUGCAGGGUCACCAGUUGGCUCCUUCCACUUCAAGGAAACGUGGAAGCAUGCAAUCGAGAAAGCCAAACAUAUGCCAGACCCCUGGGCAGAGUUCCACCUCGAGGACAUUACCACAGAACGUGCCACCCGGCACAGGUACAACGCUGUUACCGGGGAGUGGCUGGAAGAUGAGGUUCUGAUCAAGAUGGCGUCUCAGCCCUUCGGCCGUGGAGCAAUGAGGGAAUGCUUCAGGACGAAGAAACUCUCUACCUUCCUGCAUGCUCAGCAGUGGAAAGGGGCCUCCAACUACGUGGCAAAGCGCUACAUCGAGCCGGUGGACAGGGAUGUGUACUUUGAGGAUGUGCGACUCCAGAUGGAAGCUAAGCUCUGGGGGGAGGAGUAUAAUCGGCACAAGCCCCCCAAGCAGGUGGAUAUCAUGCAGAUGUGCAUCAUCGAGCUGAAGGACAGACCCGGCCAGCCUCUCUUCCACCUGGAGCAUUACAUUGAGGGCAAGUACAUCAAGUACAAUUCCAACUCAGGCUUUGUCCGUGAUGACAACAUCCGUCUAACACCACAGGCCUUCAGCCACUUCACAUUUGAGCGUUCCGGUCAUCAGCUGAUUGUGGUGGACAUCCAGGGCGUGGGUGACCUUUACACUGACCCACAGAUCCACACCGAGACUGGCACUGACUUUGGAGAUGGCAACCUUGGUGUCCGGGGGAUGGCUCUCUUCUUCUACUCCCAUGCCUGCAACCGGAUCUGCAAGAGCAUGGGCCUCGCACCCUUUGACCUCUCACCACGGGAACAGGACAUGGUGAAUCAGAAUACCAAGCUAUUGCAAUCAGCCAAGACCAUCUUGAGGGGGACAGAGGAAAAGUGUGGGAGCCCCCGCAUAAGGACCCUCUCUAGCAGCCGGCCACCCCUGCUUCUUCGACUUUCAGAGAACUCUGGGGAUGAGAACAUGAGCGAUGUGACCUUUGACUCUCUCCCUUCCUCCCCAUCUUCAGCCACACCACACAGCCAGAAAUUGGACCACCUCAAUUGGCUGGUGUUUGGAGACCUUGAUAACAUGGGGCCUAGAGACCAUGACCAUGUGGACAAUCACCGGGACUCUGAGAACAGCGGAGACAGUGGAUACCCAAGUGAGAAGCGGAGUGAGCUGGACUACCCCGAGCCCCGAGACCAUGGUCACUCCAAUGGUAGCCGAAGGCCUGAAUCUGACGAGGACAGCCUGGGUAGCUCUGGACGGGUCUGCGUGGAGACGUGGAACCUGCUCAAUCCCUCCCGCCUGCACCUGCCGAGGCCCUCGGCUGUGGCCCUGGAAGUGCAAAGGCUUAAUGCUCUGGACCAUGAAAGGAAAAUCGGGAAGUCUGUUUUGGGGAAGGUUCAUCUGGCCAUGGUGCGCUACCACGAAGGUGGACGCUUCUGUGAGAAGGAUGAGGAGUGGGACCGAGAGUCAGCUGUCUUCCAUCUGGAGCAUGCAGCUGACCUGGGUGAGCUGGAGGCUAUCGUGGGCCUGGGACUCAUGUACUCGCAGCUGCCCCACCACAUCUUGGCUGAUGUCUCUCUGAAGGAGACAGAGGAGAAUAAGACAAAAGGCUUUGAUUACUUACUGAAGGCAGCAGAAGCUGGUGACAGACAGUCUAUGAUCCUAGUGGCCCGAGCCUUUGACACUGGCCUCAACCUCAGCCCAGACAGGUAUCAAGACUGGUCAGAGGCCUUGCACUGGUACAACACCGCCCUGGAGACAACGGACUGUGACGAAGGUGGAGAAUAUGAUGGGAUACAGGAUGAGCCCCGGUACGCACUGCUGGCCAGGGAGGCAGAGAUGCUGUUCACCGGUGGCUACGGGCUGGACAAGGACCCGCAAAGAUCAGGAGAUUUGUAUACCCAGGCAGCUGAGGCAGCCAUGGAAGCCAUGAAGGGUCGGCUAGCCAACCAGUACUAUGAGAAGGCAGAAGAGGCCUGGGCCCAGAUGGAGGAAUAACUGGCCCAUCAAACCACUGCCAGCUAGAGCCAAGCAACAGGGUUGAAGAGAGCAGGGAAGGAUAGAACUCACUCAGUUUGGGAGGGGAGAAAUAUUUUUACUGCGCUAUCAAUACACUUUUGUAUUUUUUUUUCUUGUUGACUCUUAAUAAAGUCUUUGCUACUAGCAGAGCUCCUGUAACUGCCCCUUAGGGGUGGUAUUUGGGGGGAGUGGGUACUGAAGAUGCAGCCUGAUGAACCACCA